Molecule: messenger RNA, 2515 nt
Organism: Nematostella vectensis (starlet sea anemone)
Lineage: Eukaryota; Metazoa; Cnidaria; Anthozoa; Actiniaria; Edwardsiidae
Product: nucleolin 2
Exons: 6
Coding region: 122-1945 (607 amino acids)
Molecular function (GO): RNA binding
Source: RefSeq, a predicted model, not a curated record
CGGGUUACCUGUGGUACUAGAGUCUGGGUCGGGUGCCGAGGCGUUCUUUUUCCGUCGAGUUUUUAGCAAGAGCACGUGUAAUAAACAGUGUCCUAACAACUCGACAAAAACCGGCUAAGACAUGGGAAAGAUAAAAACACCAAAGGCAGCUAAAAAGACUCCUCUGCCCACAAAGAAAGAGGUUGUCAAGAAAUCAAAGAAGAAGGAAGAGUCAUCAGAGUCGGAUUCUGAGUCUGAAGAGGAGGCUCCUGUCAAGCUGAAAGCAGACGUACUCAAGCUUAAGGGAAUCAAGAAGCCAGACUCUUCAUCAUCCUCAGAGUCAGACAGCGAGGAGGAAGCCCCUAAAAAGCCAGCUGCCAAGCAAAAUGGCAAGGCCAAAAAGCAGAAUGGUAAAGCUCCUGUCAAAAAAGCUGCCAAAUCGUCAUCUGAAUCUGAGAGUGACGAAGACGCCCCAAAGAUAAAAGCUCCCGUUGCCAAAACAAGUGGCAAAAAUUCUGCUAAGAAGGCUGCUGAAUCGUCAUCAGAAUCCGAAUCUGAGAGUGAAGAGGAAGCCCCAAAAAAGAAAGAAGCUCCUGUUGCAAAACAGAAUGGCAAAUCAAAGAAGGCAAAGAAAGAGGAGUCAAGUUCUGAGUCAGAUAGUGACAGUGAUGAGGAAACACCAACUCCCAAGAAGACAGUGCCAGCCAAGGAGGAGAGUAGCAGUUCAGAGGAGGAUUCUGAUAAGGAGGGAGCUCCUGCUAAAAAGCCCAAGGCAUCCCCAGCUGAACAAGCCAAUAGCAAGAAGGCAGCUAAGAAACCAGAGAAGACAAAGCCAGCAGAUUCUGACUCUGAUUCUGAGAGUGACAGUGAUGACAAAGAAAAAGCCUCCAAAAAGCCAGUGGUUGCCAAAAAAGCAGCCAAGGAGGAGAGCAGCAGCAGUGAAGAGGAUUCAGAUGACGAUGAUGAGAAACCUGCAGCGACUGCUUCUAAACCUGACAAGAAAACUUCAAACAAGCGCAAAGAAAGCAGCAGUGAGGACGACUCUGAUGACAGCGAUGGAGAUGAACCCGCUGCUAAAAAAGUCAAGCCGGCCAAGGCAGAGAAGGAGGAAUCAAGCAGUGACGAGGAGGAGUCAGACGAGGAGGAAGAGGAGGAGAAACCUAAACCAAAGAAAAGAAAAGCCACUGAAGAAUUCUCUGCUCCAAAGGCAAAGAAUCCUAAACCGACUGAUGACAAUGAAUCAAUGAGUGUAUUUUUGGGUAACCUUUCAUUUGAUGCUGAUGAAGAGACGCUUGCUGCAUUUUUUGAAGAGAAGGGACUCUCUGCUACUUGCCGAGUCAUCACCCAAGAAGGCAGAUCCAGAGGGUUUGGAUAUGCAGAUUUCACCAGUAAAGAGGACUACAACAAGGCCUUAGAGCUCAAUGGUGAGGACUGCUGUGGGCGGGAGAUUCGCAUUAACCCAGCAAACAGCAAGCCCAGCAGGGGUGGUGGUAAUACACCAAGAGGAGGUGGCCGUGGCCGUGGCGGCCGUGGGGGAUUUAGUGGUGGCCGUGAUCAGAACCCUCCUAACAGCAGCUUGAUUGUCAGGAAUCUUUCGUAUGAUACCACAACAGAUUCACUUGGUGCAGCAUUUGAGGGAUGCAGUAAUGCCAAAGUCAUUUUCGACAGAGAAUCAGGAGAAUCCAGAGGGUUUGGAUUUGUCGACUAUGAUGAUGUGGAAACAGCCAAAAAAGUUCUCAGUGAGAUGGCAGGUGCUGAAGUCGAUGGCCGCCAAGUAAGACUAGACUUCGCCUCUCCAAGAACUGAAGGUGGAGGUCGUGGUGGUGGAAGGGGAGGAGGACGUGGUGGUUUCCGUGGUGGACGAGGAGGCCGUGGUGGUGGUGGAAGGGGAGGUCGAGGAGGUGGGAUGGGUGCAAGAAAACAAGGCAUUCAAGAAUUCAAGGGCUCCAAAAUUACAUUUGACUAACUCAUAAAAGAUAGGAUCUUUUUUAAGCCUUUUUUAGUUGGUUUGCUAGGCAUAUAUGAUAUUUACAGAUAAAUAGGCAACUGUUGAUAUUAUAAAUCAACUCCAUACUCUCCACCUACAUCCCUCUGAACAACACAUAAUUUGACAUAAAUGAAGUUGUUGUUUUUACAGCAAUAUUGUUAGAGUACACUGAUUACAUUCCUUAAAAGACUAUUUUACCAAUUGAUAUUGAAUAGCAUGCUGUAUUAUAUUGGUCGUGUAAAUUAUAGCUUUAGGAAGGAUUAUUUUUUAUGUAUUGUCAUUAUGGAUAGUUAGCCCCAUUAUCCCCUCUUGUCGAUCAUGACCUGGCCAUUGUCAAAGGGAGGUAUUCAUGAAAUAUGUAUAUAUUAUACACUAAACCAUGGAAGUGACUGGUGAUUUGAAAACAAAGAUUUCAGGGCACUGAAGACUCUUCUCUUCUGCCGUGAAAAUGGGUGUCUGGACCCUUCAGGGGGCAGUCUACUUAUUGUCAUCUUUAAGUGUAUUUUGUACUGUAGAUCCAACUUGCCAAUAAAGUGAGGCUGUUGCUAA